Messenger RNA from Ornithorhynchus anatinus (platypus), 3823 nucleotides. It is a transcript of the gene PRKD2, whose product is annotated as protein kinase D2. The record is from RefSeq and is a predicted model, not a curated record. Gene Ontology annotation, molecular function: ATP binding; protein serine/threonine kinase activity. Gene Ontology annotation, biological process: protein phosphorylation. The coding region runs from base 1 to 2700 and encodes 899 amino acids. The transcript has 18 exons. NCBI's taxonomy places the organism in Eukaryota, Metazoa, Chordata, Mammalia, Monotremata, Ornithorhynchidae.
AUGGCCACCGUCCCGUCGGCCGCCGCCCCCGCGGGGGUCCCCGGCUCCCCGAUGUCGCCGCCCCCGCCCGGACCCGAGCCCCAGUCCCCGCUCCCGCUGUCUCCGGCCGCCCUGCCCUCGUCCCCGGCCCCGGGCCCGCUUCUGGCCCCGGCCCCGGCCCCGGGCCCCGGCGUCUCCUUCCACAUCCAAAUCGGGUUGACCCGGGAGGUGGUGUUACUGCCGGCCGCCUCCGAGCUCGCUCACGUCAAGCAGCUCGCCUGCUCCAUCGUGGACCAGAAGUUCCCGGAAUGCGGUUUCUACGGCCUCUACGACAAAAUCCUGCUCUUCAAACACGACCCCGCCUCGGCCAACCUGCUGCAGCUGGUGCGCUCCGCCAACGACAUCCAGGAGGGAGACCUGGUGGAGGUGGUGCUGAGCGCCACCGCUACCUUUGAGGAUUUCCAGAUCCGCCCUCACGCCCUCAACGUCCACUCGUACCGCGCUCCGGCCUUCUGCGACCACUGCGGGGAGAUGCUCUUCGGCCUCGUCCGCCAGGGGCUCAAAUGCGACGGCUGCGGGUUGAACUACCACAAGCGCUGUGCCUUCAGCAUCCCCAACAACUGCAGCGGUGCCCGCAAGCGGCGCCUGUCCUCCACCUCCCUCGUCAGCAGUCAGUCCCUGCGCCUUCUCACCACUGAAUCCCUGCCCUGUGGCACCGACGAGCUGACCCGCAGCUCCACCGAGUCCUUCCCGCGCCGCCCGGCCUCUUCCUCCUCCUACAUGGGCCGCCCCAUCGAGCUGGACAAACUGCUGUUGUCCAAAGUCAAGGUCCCGCACACCUUCCUGAUCCACAGCUACACUCGGCCCACCGUCUGCCAGGCCUGCAAGAAGCUGCUCAAGGGCCUCUUCCGGCAGGGCCUGCAGUGCAAAGAUUGCAAGUUUAACUGCCAUAAGCGCUGCGCCAUCCGAGUCCCCAAUGACUGCCUGGGGGAGACUCUGCUCAAUGGAGACGUGCCCAUGGAGGAUGCCGGCGACUUCAGUGACGCCGACAAGAGCUCUCUGAUGGACGAGUCGGACGAUUCGGGAGUCAUCCCCGGCUCCCACGCGGAGAACGAGCUGCGGGCCUCUGAGGAGGAGGGCGACGACAGCAAGGCCCAGAGCUCCAUGGGCUACAUCCCAUUGAUGCGCGUGGUGCAGUCGGUGAGGCAUACGACCCGCAAGUCCAGUACAACGCUCAAGGAAGGCUGGGUCGUCCACUACAGUAACAAAGACACCCUGCGGAAACGACAUUACUGGCGUCUGGACUGCAAGUGCAUCACCUUGUUCCAGAACAACACGGCCAAUCGCUACUACCGGGAGAUCCCACUCUCGGAGAUUCUGGCUGUGGAGCCGGCUCAGAACUUCAGCCUCGUACCCCCGGGCACCAACCCCCACUGCUUCGAGAUCAUCACCGCCAACGCCACCUACUUUGUGGGCGAGACCCCCGUCACGGCCCCCGGAGGGCCCAACCCCUGCGGGCAGGGGGCGGAGACGGGCCGGGGCUGGGAGAGCGCCAUCCGCCAGGCCCUGAUGCCCGUCAUCCUGCAGGACGCUCCCAGCGCGCCAGGCCACGUGCCCCACCGUCAAGCGUCUCUGAGCAUCUCCGUAUCUAACAGCCAGAUCCAGGAGAAUGUGGAUAUCGCCACCGUCUACCAGAUCUUCCCGGAUGAAGUGCUGGGGUCCGGGCAGUUUGGUGUCGUUUACGGAGGAAAGCAUCGGAAGACGGGCCGGGACGUGGCGGUGAAGGUGAUCGACAAGCUGCGUUUCCCCACCAAGCAGGAGAGCCAGCUGCGCAACGAGGUCGCCAUCCUACAGAACCUGCGUCACCAGGGAAUCGUAAACCUGGAGUGCAUGUUCGAGACGCCGGAGAAGGUGUUUGUGGUGAUGGAGAAGCUGCACGGAGACAUGCUGGAGAUGAUCUUGUCCAGCGAGAAGGGGCGGCUCCCGGAGAGGCUCACCAAAUUCCUCAUCACUCAGAUCCUGGUGGCCCUGCGGCACCUGCACUUCAAGAACAUCGUUCACUGCGACCUGAAACCAGAGAACGUCCUCCUAGCCUCUGCCGACCCCUUCCCCCAGGUGAAACUGUGUGACUUCGGCUUCGCCCGCAUCAUCGGGGAGAAGUCAUUUCGGCGGUCGGUGGUGGGCACCCCGGCCUACUUGGCGCCCGAGGUCCUGCUCAACCAGGGCUACAACCGGUCCCUGGACAUGUGGUCCGUGGGCGUCAUCAUGUACGUCAGCCUGAGCGGCACCUUCCCCUUCAACGAGGACGAGGACAUCAGCGAUCAGAUCCAGAACGCCGCCUUCAUGUACCCCUCCAGCCCCUGGCGCCAGAUCUCCGCCGAAGCCAUCGACUUGAUCAACAACUUGCUGCAGGUGAAGAUGCGCAAACGCUACAGUGUGGACAAGUCCCUGAGCCACCCCUGGCUCCAGGACUAUCAGACCUGGCUGGACCUGCGGGACCUGGAGGGCAAGAUGGGCGAGCGUUACAUCACUCACGAGAGCGACGAUGCCCGGUGGGAGCGCUUUGCCGAGGACUACAGCCUGCCCUACCCCUCACACCUCCGGGGACGGGGCCAGGGGCAGGAGGAAGGGGAUGGGGACGGAGAGCGGGUGGGCGUCCAGGGCGGGCAGCCGGAGGACCGUGAGAUGCAGGGGCUGACAGAGCGGGUCAGCAUCCUGUGAGCGCGGGGUUGGGGGUGGAUGGCCCCGGUCCUCUGAACCCAGCCCCCUGGGGGGCCUCCAGGCCAGGCUGGGAGGGUCAGUGUGGUGGGUGGGGGGAGGCCGGGUCGGCAAGGUGGGCCCCUGGCCCCCUCCCGGGCCCCCCGCGGCCCAGACCUAGACUUCCGGCCAACGCAGCGUCUCUCCCUGGCCACCCCAGCUUGGGCUGUCUCAUUCAUGGCGUACGCCUGCUCAGGGGUGGGCCUCAGGCUGGAGUCAGGAUGGUCACAGGCCCCCACCUUGAUGUGGGUCAGGAGCCUUGGGGCCCAGGCCAUCAGCUGACCACAGGCCACCACCGUGCUGCGGGACUGGAGCCUUAGGGCCCAGGCCUCCGACUGACCACAUGCCCCCACCGUGCUGCAGGUCUGGAGCCUAAAGGGCCCAGGCAACCGUCCUAUCGUAGGCCCCCACCGUGCUGCGGGCCUGAAGCCUUAUGACCUAGGCUGCCAUCUGAUCUCAAGCCCCCACCGUUCUGCAGGCCUGGAGCCUUAGGGUCCGGGCCGCCGUCUGAUCGCAAGCCCCUAUCGUGCUUCGGGGUGCUCAAGGUCCAGCCGCUGUCUGACCACAGGCCCCCACCGUGUUACAGGACUGGAGCCUUAGGCCCCAGGCCACUGUCUGACCACAAGCCCCUAUCAUGCUGCGGGCCUGGAGCCUUAAGGUCCAGGCCACCGUUUGACCACAGGCCCCCAUCACGCUACAGUAUUGGAGCCUCGGGGCUCAGGCCACUUUCUGACCCCAGGCCCCCACCGUGCUGUGGGACUGGAGUCUCAAGCCACUGUGACAUUGUCUGGCCAUAGCCCCUCAGCACCCCCCACCGCGCUGCCUGGUCGGGCCUCAUUCAUCACACUCCUCACUCCCUCCACGCCCCCAUCCACAGCCCCACCAGUCCUCGCUGGAAAUAACGGGUCUGGGAAGUGGGAUCCAUCCUGCUGAGCCGGCCCUGGUCGAAGUAGGGGCUGGGGGGGAAGGGGACCCGUCGCCUGGUUGUUCUGCUCCUCAUCCCCCUCCCUCCUCUCCCCCUCCCCUCACUUUAUCCCAGUCCGCGGGACCGGCCCUCCUUCAUUAAAGUGAUUAUGAGUUUGAAUUC